AUGGGUUCUGGUAACUUUAACGAGUUCUUCACUCCGACGACACUCUCGCCUAUUCAUAGCGACGCGGGUACGGACACAGAUGAGUUUACGCCCGAGAGGAACGUUCCUGGUGAAGCUAUCAUCGAGGCUACGGAACAACAUGGACUUCCUCACCCUCUUCCUGCUACAUCUGCGAACGAAACCACUGAGAGUAGUAAGCAAGGUGGUCGAUUCUCGCUCUUCCCAUUUCGCUCGAGUUCGAAGGAUGACACCUUACCAACAACCCACCACCUCGCGUCUACCUCUGGCUCUGGAGCUGGAGGAAAGAUAGGUGAAGGCGCGUAUGGGACGCUUGACCCUGAGGAAGAAGAGAAGAAAAGACUGGAGAGGAGAGCGACGAAACUGGUUCGUGCACAUGCGCGUGGAUUUCAGUUCCUUGCUGGGUUUAAGGGAAACAAGGCUCUUGCACGUCUUGCCCCAGAGGAUAUUGAUCCUGAAGCUCCUCUUCCACGACGUCCAACGCGCUUUUCUCGUCGAAGACCACAAUCCGUACCUGCGGAUAGAAUCAGAGAAAACGAGAUGGAUAGCUCACCUGAGCAACAACCUCAGCACGAGCACCAUCAUUUCCCAUUCACGUUUGGGAUUAGGAAGAGGAAGACGAGGAAGGAGGAAGAUGAGGAUGUGGAGGAUACCGCUGCGAAUGCGAGACAUACGCAUCAUGCGCCGUUGCCGUUUGGAAGUGGAGUGCUUGGUGCGCUCCUGACGCUGUAUGAUCGACCUGCAAAUGGUAUGAGGAGUGGGUUAUCUACGCCUGGUGAUAGGACGCCGAGUGGUAGCGAGCCUGUAUCGCCUGAAUCGGAGAGCUUCCAUGAGCGAGGACUGGGUCGUGCGUACUCCGGCAUGGCGAAGAAAAGGGAACGUGAUAGUGAUAGAGAACUUGAGAGGGAACGAGAGAAAGAAGAGCGAGGCGAUUAUUUUGGCAAGCAUGCAGAGUCUCGCCGGGAACGCGAGGAGUCGAAGGCUCAAAAACAGAUGCAGGAACUUGAGCGUAUCAAUACGCGGUUGAACGCUGGAAGCAUGUUCGAAAACGAUCAGGAGAGGGAACGCGAGCUAGAACGCGAUCGUGAGCAUGGUCGUUAUGCGGGGAGGGAAGGACAGAGCUCCUCUUCAGGUGGGGAUAGCGGACAGCUGACGCCGCCGCAUCCGUUGUAUGCCCAGAAAGGUGGGACACGCUCAUUGCAGAAUCUCAAGAUAAAGGACCCGUUCCUCGAGCUUUCACGUACGAUGUCUGGUGGGAUCGAACGGAUCAAGGAAAAAGCUAGCCCUUCAAGAAUUGCGGCGCUGCCGAUUCCGCGCGUUCCGUUGCUUGGAAGUGAUCCCCUACCUAGCGGUGCACGGAACGCAGGGGGUGUAUUUGGAAGUCUCAUCGCGAGUACGGGGAAUAUCACUGGUGUCGCUGCUCCCGUGCCGAGUCGUAUCGCGCCGGAUCCGAAGAGGCCAGGAUUCCAUUUGAGUCGAUAUUCAUGGGACGAAGAGGUGGAGACGGAUGCACAGGCGAGGAAGAGAGCGAAGAGGGCCGCGGCAGGGUUCCGUACGCCCGGACACAGUCCUCAGGAAAGCAUGCUGGCUAUUAAUGAAUUAGGUUCCCUUGCUGCCGGCGGAGCCAGCGAUCCGAUGAUGCUGGCUAGAAUGUCGAAGAGCGCACCUACCACGCCUGCUGGGGAGCUCGCACCGAGUUUGAUAAUCCCCGGUGCAACGCCGAGUCCGGCUGGUGACGACUCGCCUGCGAGUGUGACCCCACUCAUUGUUUCUACGCCUGGAGGAAAUCUUGAGCCUGCUCCGCCACUUCCUACUCAUAUAUCUGCGAAGAGUCUCGAUGGUACGACGCUCGUUGGCGAACGGCCUUCUCAUAACCGCGCGUAUUCCGAUACUCUUAGUCUGACUACUGUGCCGACGCGUGGGAGUGCCGCUACGACGCUUACUGCGAAUACUACUCCUGGAAAGCAACAACGCAAAUGGGCUGGAAUAUUGAAGGACUUCCAGAAAUACGGUACUGGCUCGAGUGGGUGGACGAGUAGUGAGCCUCGCAGCGGUGCUGCUACACCUGACACGAUGAGCGACGUGGGCAGUCAAGAUCACUGGGACGAGAAACAUCGCCGAUGGGUCAAUUCGGGUAUUAGCGUGGAGGAGAAACGCAAGCGGAAGAGAAAGAAAGCGGAGAUUUUCAUUACAAGGCACGUUGCGGAGAUUAUGCAACGACAGGAGUUUAUCAUGAAGCUUGCGAGAGCAUUUAUGAUGUUCGGUGCGCCGAGCCAUCGAUUGCCUGCACAGAUCCAGGCAACGGCGAGGGUACUGGAUAUGGAACUCAGUUGCAUGUACUUACCGGAUGUGAUGCUGAUUUCGUUCGACGACGCUGCGACGAGUACGAGUAACAUCAAGUUCAUUCGUCAAGGUGCCGCUUUAUCGUUAGGAAAGCUCCAACAGGCAUACGACUUGUAUUGGAAAGUCAUUCACGAUGAAGUCGGAGUUGGCGAGGCGAGUAGGAACUUGGAUGCGCUGAUGCAGCAACGUCAGCCCUAUUCGUCCUGGCAGCUUGCGCUCUUUGGAGGAUUUUGCUCGGCCGCGAUUUGCCAAAUCUUGAGCGUUAGGAAUGAGUUGUACUCCAAUGUCUUUGAAAUUACGAUCGCCACUUUGCUCAGUUUCUUGUCCGCCGUCUUUGCUGGAACGCAUCAUUUCUGCUACUCUGCUGUCGCAUCUGGUUCUAUUGUGCUUAUUCUACCCGGUUUCCUCGUCCUUAACGGUUCGCUCGAACUCUCCAGUCGAAACAUCAUAUCAGGCUCUGUUCGGCUCUGCUAUGCCAUCAUGUAUGCUAUCUUCCUCGGUUUCGGGCUCUCCAUCGGUGGGACGUUAUACGAGAAGGUCACCCAUAACCCUGUCAGCACUCCAGAAGACUACACCUGCGCAAGCAGUCAUCAUGAACUCGGGCCUUGGUACCAGCGUACGCCGAGUACCACCUGGGCGUUCCUCACUGUACCGAUGUUUUCGUUGUUUUUGAGCUUGAGGAACCAGGCGCCUUGGAGGAAGAAAGAGCUACUGGUGACAGUGUUGAUUUCAUGCCUCGGGUGGACGUGUAAUCAUUUUUCGGCGUUGAAGUUCCCGAAUAGAAGUGAUGUGAGCUCGGCGAUUGGAGCGUUCGUCGUCGGCUUCGUUGCCAACAUUUACGGCAGGUUCUUCUCUGGAAACGCAUUUGUCAUCAUGAUCACAGGCAUUCUCUUCCAGCUCCCCUCUGGACUAGGCAAUGGCGGUCUCAUCACCUUCGCCUCGCAAAACAACAGCUCCGGCACGACAACUUCCUACCUCUCCGGGUUUAAGACCGCACUGCAGUUGAUUUCUGUAUGCGUUGGCCUGACGGUAGGGUUAGGGAUUUCUCUUGUGGUCGUCUUUCCGAUUCAGAGUCGGAAACGCGCCGGAGGAAUUUUCAGUUUGUAG
Fomitiporia mediterranea MF3/22 is the source of this 3468-nucleotide messenger RNA. RefSeq lists its product as uncharacterized. Bases 1 to 3468 code for a protein of 1155 amino acids. The transcript has 5 exons. The record is from RefSeq and is a predicted model, not a curated record. NCBI's taxonomy places the organism in Eukaryota, Fungi, Basidiomycota, Agaricomycetes, Hymenochaetales, Hymenochaetaceae. Gene Ontology annotation, biological process: transmembrane transport. Gene Ontology annotation, molecular function: transmembrane transporter activity.